This is a messenger RNA of Limanda limanda (common dab), 921 nucleotides long. It is a transcript of the gene rnd1b, whose product is annotated as Rho family GTPase 1b. The transcript has 5 exons. NCBI's taxonomy places the organism in Eukaryota, Metazoa, Chordata, Actinopteri, Pleuronectiformes, Pleuronectidae. The record is from RefSeq and is a predicted model, not a curated record. Gene Ontology annotation, molecular function: GTPase activity; GTP binding. Gene Ontology annotation, biological process: small GTPase-mediated signal transduction.
AUGUUAGAAAGCCUGUGGAAUGCUGCGCUCUGAUUGGCUGCCGCUCGCCCAUAUAUAGAGCCGCAGUGGCAAAUUCAAUCAGAUCAACUGCGGGCAUCCAGAGAGAGAGAGGGACUCACAGGGACGCUCAUCACACCACACUGGGAAUCAAACUUGCGCUGCUCUGCUGCUUGCAUCUGAUUUUUUUUUGAAUACUAAACACACUGGACCACAGUUACCAUCAUGAAGGAAAGGAGAAUUACACAACCGCUGGUCGUGAGAUGUAAACUGGUUCUUGUGGGAGACGUUCAAUGCGGAAAAACAGCGAUGUUGCAAGUCCUGGCGAAGGACUGUUAUCCCGAGACCUACGUGCCCACGGUGUUCGAGAACUACACGGCCUGUCUGGAGCUGGAGGAGCAGCGCGUUGAGCUCAGCCUGUGGGACACCUCAGGUUCUCCAUACUAUGACAACGUGAGGCCUCUGUGCUACAGUGACUCAGACGCAGUGUUGCUGUGUUUUGACAUCAGCCGUCCCGACACUGUGGACAGCAGCCUGAAGAAGUGGAAAACUGAGAUCCUAGACUUCUGUCCCAGCACACGCAUCCUGCUCAUUGGCUGUAAGAUUGACCUGCGCACAGACGUCUGCACGCUGAUGGAGCUGUCCAAUCAGAAACAGACUCCCAUCGCCUAUGAGCAGGGCUCUGCCAUGGCCAAGCAGCUGGGUGCAGAGGCUUACCUCGAGUGCUCGGCGUUCACUUCGGAGAAGAGCAUCCACAGCGUGUUCCGCACGGCAGCGAUGGCGUGCAUCAACAAGCUGCAGCCCCUCCAGAAGCCCAGCCCCACACGCCGCCUCUCCAAAAGACUGCUCCACCUGCCCAGCAAGUCGGAUUUGCUCUCCUCCACCUUCAAGAAGGAGAAGGCCAAGAGCUGCUCGGUCAUGUGA